Actinia tenebrosa (Australian red waratah sea anemone) is the source of this 1474-nucleotide messenger RNA. Its product is annotated as hamartin-like. The record is from RefSeq and is a predicted model, not a curated record. Gene Ontology annotation, cellular component: TSC1-TSC2 complex. Gene Ontology annotation, biological process: negative regulation of TOR signaling; regulation of cell cycle; negative regulation of cell population proliferation. Lineage: Eukaryota; Metazoa; Cnidaria; Anthozoa; Actiniaria; Actiniidae.
CGGAUUGAUUUCUUUAUGUAUGAUAAAUCUUUGCAUAAAGGCAACACCAAUUUCUAUUUGUUGCAGAAACUACACCAGUGUGAGUCCAAGAUAUUCACCUUACAAAAUGAAAUUGACUGCAUGAAGCCCAAACUUGCCGAAAAAUCUCAACUGAAGUCAGAAAUAGAGAGGCUAAUAAAAGAACUUGUGAUAAUGGGUGAACUGAAUCAGCACCAUAAGGAUAUGAUGGAGAAGGCGGCUGUUGAUAAGGGAAAGAAACCUGAAGCUAGCUUGCAGUUUUAUGCUUGUCAAAAAGAGUUAACAGCCUCUAAGCAAAUGGUAAGGAAACAGAAAACUGAAAUAGAAGCCUUGCAUUCAAAGGUUGCAGAACUGGAGAAACACUUAACAAAAAAGGAUGUUGAAAUGAAGGAGUUUAGAAAGUUUUCUGAGAGCUUGAAUGGAAUUUACUUGGCUAAACACAAGGCAUUAGAAGAAAAAUAUACUGCACAGAAAAAAAUCAACCAAACUCUAGAGGCUCGUAUACUUAAUUUACAACUUGCUCUAGAGGAUACAAAACAUGAAAACACGAUGCAGGCAGCAGCCAAGACUAAAACUAGAGCAACAAGUCCAAUUCAAGAGGAAACGUCUAGCGGUUAGGAACCAUCUCACGGCACUCCUACUGGCAACCUAAAAACUUAACAUUAAAGUAUAGUAAUAGCAUAGAAUGCGACCCCUUGGUGCUGAAGUUGUUGAUAGGCUCUUAUUAGGUUGUUGUAUAGAUGUUGUGUUUAAGGUGUCAGUAGGUUGAUAGUGGCAUGUUGGUAAUGUUUUGGUAGGGUAUCAGAAGCUGGUUGUUGGUAGGUCAUCGUUGGGGUGUUGGUGGUUGUGUUUAAGGUGUCAGUAGGUUGAUGGUGGCAUGUUGGUAGGGUAUCAGAAGCUGGUUGUUGGUAGGUCAUUGUUGGGGUGUUGGCGGGUCAUUUAAGGUGUCAGUAGGUUGAUGGUGGCAUGUUGGUAAGGUGUCCUAAGGGUGUCAUCAGGUUCUUAGUAGGUUGUUGGUAAGGUGUUUUUAGGGUGUCAACAGGUUGUCGGUAGGUGGUCUGUAGGAUAAAGAUAGGAUAUAAUGAUAAGCUAUUGGUCUAUACUUUACAGUAAUUUGGAGUCCAUUUCCUAACUAUUACUAUUGUUUAUUUUAGAUAUAUUUUUAUAUCUAAAGUAAUAUAUAUUCAUGGCUUAAAUUAAAGGGCUUGAUAGAGAUAGAAUACAGUAAAUAAGACAAAGUUGAAACCAUACUCAUUGAAAAUUUUAACUGACUUCAAAAAAACCUUUUUUUGCAAUAUCUUGAUAAGUAUUUUUGAAUUAUUGUUCAUGAAUUUAAAUCUCAUUGMAAUUCUAUUGCCCUUACAAGUUUGGAAAAACUGGCAAAAUAAGUUCAUGGUAUGCUGAUCAAAUUUGAGAGGGUUUAAAAGAAAYUAAAAURAAAUUGCUUCUAAUCUUU